AUGAUGACCACUUACACGCGCCGUGGGCCCGGGCAAAGUUAUCUGAAAACUGUUUUGGCCGAGCGGAUAAACAGUCUCAUAGAGCACAAAGACUUGAACUUGGAAAUUAAUCCCUUGAAGGUUUACGACCAAAUGAUCCAGCAGAUCGAAGACGAGACUGGCUCAUUACCUGAAGAUCUUCCCCGUGGGAUUUCUGCUGAAGUGGCAGCGGCGAACAUAGAUGUACAAAACAUUAUUGCACCUCGACUGGCGAUGUUGAUGGAAAUUGCCAACAGUUUUCUGAUGACGAUCAUGGAGAGCAUCGACAGUGUACCCUACGGGAUCCGGUGGAUAUGCAAACAAAUUCGAAGCUUGACCAAACGCAAAUACCAAGAUGCGACCGACAUUGCGAUUUGCUCUCUAAUUGGUGGCUUCUUCUUUCUUCGCUUCAUCAAUCCUGCCAUCGUUACCCCGCAAGCAUACAUGUUAAUUGACAACCUACCAACAACUGCUAAAUACCCUCGACGCACAUUAACCCUGAUCGCGAAAAUGCUCCAGAACUUGGCCAACAAACCAUCAUACUCGAAAGAAGCAUAUAUGAUGAGCUUGAACCCAUUUGUCGAAAGCAACAAGGCCAGGAUCAAUAAAUUUUUGAACUUGUUAUGUGAAGUCAAGGAUUUUUACGAGUCGCUUGAGAUGGACCAGUACAUGGCUCUGUCCAAGAAAGAUCUGCAAAUCAACAUCACCCUCAACGAACUAUACAAUACCCAUGCUCUUCUCGUUUCCCACCUCGAUCAUUUGGCCAAGGACGAGCGCCAACAUUUGCGAAUACUCCUGGAGGAAAUUGGUCCAGCUCCGCCUCAAGUUCCUCGGAAAGAGAACCGGACGAUAGAGCUACCAUUGUACAGUCGAUGGGAAAUUCCGAUCCAAGAUAUUACGACGGCAUUGAUGGCCGAAAACAACCUGACACAGAACGAUAUCUUGUACAUGGAGACCAAGUCAAUCUUUGUCCAGCUGAUCCGAUCGAUCCCGCAACUGACGGAGAAGCGGCCGAUGAACCUGAUUCAGAUUGCUGAACGAGCGGCGACGGCCAAGGAUGCGGUGCUGGUCCGCAAGGGGCUCAAAGUCAAGGAGAUGUUGCGAGAACUGGAAGAGAUCAAGCUGUGUGAUCGGAAGGAUGGACACAAGCUUCUGGUUGACGAGAUUGCGGCCGAACUGACCCAUCUGGGCAACAUGCGAGAGAAGGUGCUUCUGGAAACCAAGUCGUUAGAAUCGGUUUACAAGACCAUCGGCGACCACAACAACUAUCUUCGCUCGCAACUUGAACAGUAUAAGGCCUAUCUCCAGAACGUCCGGAUCACGAGCACGGCCAACCAGAAGGGAAAAACCGUCGGCGGCGGCGUCGGCGUCGUCAGCGUCGACGGCAAGGAGAAGAAAAUCCCGAAGGCUCAGGCCCUGGGGCCCUACAAAUUUAGCCAUGCUCAGUUCGAGAAGGACGGCGUGAUUGUCGACACUAACGUCCCUGAAAACCGACGGGCCAAUAUCUUCUUCCAGAUCGUUUCGCCCUCGCCCGGCACAUUCAUCAUUGCAUUGCACUACAAAGGCCGAGAGAAGGCGAUCUUGGAGAUGGACCUGAAGAUCGACGACCUCUUGGAAAAACAGAAAGAUAAUGUGCCGACUCUCGAUUUGGAGUACGUCCAAUUAUCGGUGCCUAAGACUUUAUCGAUGCUGAAUAAGACAUUCGCGCGUCGUAAAUGA
Messenger RNA from Puccinia triticina, 1737 nucleotides. RefSeq lists its product as uncharacterized. The coding region runs from base 1 to 1737 and encodes 578 amino acids. Lineage: Eukaryota; Fungi; Basidiomycota; Pucciniomycetes; Pucciniales; Pucciniaceae. The transcript has 9 exons. The record is from RefSeq and is a predicted model, not a curated record. Gene Ontology annotation, molecular function: protein binding; GTPase activator activity. Gene Ontology annotation, cellular component: cell cortex. Gene Ontology annotation, biological process: regulation of GTPase activity; regulation of actin cytoskeleton organization.